GCAGGGGGAGGCACGCGAGAGCUGGUGUGCAUGGUCCCCACCUAUUUCUUACGGAGUGGGCAGAGGAAGGGUUAACACCCCCGGCAGGGUGAGGUGGGUUCCUAGUUUGGCGUGCAUCCUGCAGUCCCAGGCGCUCUCCCGGGGCUAAGCGCAGCCAGCAGGAAGGGGUUAACUGCUGUGCGUCCCUCCCGGGUCCUGUUACCGCUGAGGCGGACCUGCCCGGCCAGCCCAGCAACUUUCCUCGCCCGCCCCGUGCUGCCACAGGGGGCAGCUCAGAGGGCAGCGGAGCCAGAGCCAGGGGCCCUGGACGCAGCCCCCCCCCCACCGGGGACCCGGCCGCGCCCUUGCAGGGGGGCUGCCCCUCCCGAGAAGGAGGGUCUCCGCCCGCGCGCGCGGGGGUCUCUGGUGGAUGGCUCUGGGCGCACUGCCCAGGCUGUGCCGUCCCCCUGGCGCUCAGGGUCACUGCGGAGGCGGCUCGUGGUCCCGGUGCCGGGGCUGGGGCCAAGGGCGCCGGCACCCCAGACCCAUGCGGGACCCAGGGACGCAGUCGCCCUGCUAAGCUCACAGCGGCCCCUCUGUGGAGCCGGCGACCUCACCUCGGUGGCCCUCGGCCCUCCGCCUCCGGCUGGGGCAGGGGCUGCCCAUGUCCAAGUCCCCGGCCAUGACGACGUCGGCCCUGCGGCGCCAGGUGAAGAACCUCGUGCACAACUACUCGGAGGCGGAGAUCAAGGUGCGCGAGGCCACCAGCAAUGACCCGUGGGGGCCGCCCAGCUCGCUCAUGUCGGAGAUCGCCGACCUGACCUUCAACACGGUGGCCUUCGCCGAGGUCAUGGGCAUGCUGUGGCGGCGGCUCAACGACAGUGGCAAGAACUGGCGGCACGUGUACAAGGCGCUGACGCUGCUCGACUACCUGCUCAAGACGGGCUCGGAGCGCGUGGCCCAGCAGUGCCGCGAGAACCUCUACACCAUCCAGACGCUCAAGGACUUCCAGCACAUCGACCGCGACGGCAAGGACCAGGGCGUCAACGUGCGCGAGAAGGUCAAGCAGGUGAUGGCCCUGCUCAAGGACGAGGAGCGGCUCCGCCAGGAGCGGAUGCACGCCCUCAAGACCAAGGAGCGCAUGGCCCUGGAGGGCGUGGGCAUCGGCAGCGGGCAGCUGGGCUUCAGCCGCCGCCACGGGGACGACUGCGGCCGCACUCGGGGCUCCCCAUCGUCCUACAACUCCUCCUCCUCCUCCCCCCGCUACACGUCGGACCUGGAGCAGGCGCGGCCGCAGACAUCCGGGGAAGAGGAGCUGCAGCUGCAGCUGGCUCUGGCCAUGAGCCGAGAGGAGGCCGAGAAGCCCGUCCCCCCCGUCUCCCACAGGGAUGAAGACCUGCAGCUGCAGCUGGCCCUGCGCCUGAGCCGGCAGGAGCAUGAGAAGGAGGUGAGGUCCUGGCGGGCGGAGGACUCCCCCAUGGCCAAUGGUGCCGGGGCCACGGCCCACCGGCGACGGGACAGAGAGCCCGAGAGGGAUGAAAGCAAGGAGGAGGAGGAGAAGCUGAAAAACAGCCAGUCUUCCAUCCUGGACUUGGCUGACGUCUUCACAGCGGCCCCGGCUUCCACGCACUGCUCUGCUGACCCCUGGGACAUCCCAGGUCUCAGGCAGAGCGCGGAGCCCAGCGGCUCCUCCUGGGGGCCCUCUGCAGAUCCUUGGUCUCCUGUCCCCUCCGGGAGUGCUCUAUCCCGAAGUCAGCCCUGGGACGGCCCUCACACCCUCUCCUCCUCUGAGCCCUGGGGCCGGACCCCAGCGCUGCCUGCUGCACCCCCCGCCACAGACCCCUGGGCACAGAGCUCCCCCCACCAUAAGCUCAAUGCCGGGGCUGACCCGUGGGGGCCCGCCAGGGAGACCUCCAACUCACCUGCUCUAGGUGGUGCCUCGGCCUUUGACCCAUUUGCCAAGCCUGCGGGAUCCACAGAAACCAAGGAGGGGCUGGAGUAUGCCCAGGCACUGCCCUCUCCGCAGAAGUCCGGCAGCCCUGUGGAGCUGGAUUUGUUUGGAGACCCCAUCCCCAGUUCCAAGCAAAAUGGCGCGAAGGAGCCAGAUACCUUUGACCUGGGCGCGAUGGGGGAUGCACUGCCCCAGCCCAGCAAGGAGGCCAGAGCCUGCCCGACGCCGGAGUCCUUCCUGGGCCCCUCGGCCUCUUCCCUGGUUAACCUUGAUUCAUUAGUCAAGGCACCCCAGGCUGCAAAGACCCGGAACCCCUUCUUGACAGGUCUCAGCGCUCCGUCCCCCACCAACCCCUUCGGCGCGGGCGAGCCUGGCCGGCCAACCUUGAACCAGAUGCGCACCGGGUCGCCGGCGCUGGGCAUGGCGACCAGCGGACCACUAGGGGCACCCUUGGGCUCUAUGACCUACAGCGCCUCCCUGCCCCUCCCACUCAGCAGUGUGCCAGCCGGCGUGAUGCUCCCCGCCUCGGUCAGCGUCUUCCCUCAGGCCGGCGCCUUCACGCCGGCACCCGGGAGCCUGCCGCAGCCUCUCGUGCCGCUGUCGGGCUCGGGGGGCCCGCUGCAGCCGCCCCCACAGGCCGGCACCAACCCUUUCCUCUGAGCUCGCCCCGUCGGGGCCAGCUGGCACCCGCGCACGAGACUCCGCCCCAGCCACGCCCACUCGGGGGAAGGGGCAUUUGGGGCGUGGCCUCAUUCAGGACACGCCCCCUGGAAGCUGAGAUUCGUGAGACUCCGCCCGGGAGCGCGCCUCGCCGCUGGGCCACACCUACUAGGGGAGGCAGAGCUCCGUCCAGGGGACAGGGACUCACUCAGGACACGCCCCCGGAUAUCAAGAUACAGGAGACUCCGCCCCGAAGCGCGACCCGCCGCCGGGUCACGCCCCCUAGGGGGCGGGGCAGGCACCCAGGGGGCGGAUCUCCAGGACAUGCCCCUGGAAUCAGGGACUCACGAAGCCCCGCCCCGCAGCUAGCUCAGACUCUCCGCGAGGUAUGGUCCAUCCCUCCCGUCUGCUGGAGCUGGACACUCAGAACUGUUUGGGAGCGAGUACGCCCCCGUAAUAAAGACUGGAACCCCUGUCCUCAGCUCAGACUGUUUGCGGGGCGUGGCGACCUGUGUGGACCGCAGUGCAAACCUCCGGCCGCCGUGGAAAUGACCGCUCCACCGUGUGGGGGUCCCCAAAUCGAUUGUUCCCGUUUUUCGUCCAGCCCCUUCUCUUCCAGAUCCUUGUCCAGGCUCUCACUCCGUGGAUCAUCAUUCAUUCAUUCAUUCAUUCAUUCAUUCAUUCAUUCAUCAUACAGGGUCCUGAGGACGAGCUCAAAGUAAGGAACAAUAGACAAUUGUUCCUCUUUAUUGCGCACUCCUUACUGCAAAACACUUCAGACAGAUUGCUUCAUUUAAUCCUUGCAACAGCCCUCCGAGGCACAUAAUAUUACUCCCACCCAGCAUGGGUGGCAUUAUUUAGGGGGCCCCGGUGCAGAAUGAAAAGGCGAGGCCUCUUGUUCAAAACUGGGUGAAGACUUCCAAUGAGGCAGCCGAGCUCAAACGCAAGACCCUUGGCUCAGGGGCCAGUUUAUGGGCAGGAAAGCGGCUCAGAGCCGCUAAGUGGUUUGUUCCAGAUCACAGCGUGGUGGGGCUGGAGCUCUCCGGCAUCUGGCGUGCAGCUCUCAGUUCCCCAAUUUCAUUCGCAAAUAUUGACUGACUGACUGCUGUGAAUAAAGUGCUGGUCUGGUCUGGGAGGGGUCCAGCAAUUCCUGGGCCCCAGCCUCGGGGAGUUCAGAAUUGGGCAGGGCCUGCAAGCCUGCUACUGGAGUGCAGUUUUGGGGCCCCCACAGCCCCCACCCACAACUGCUUUACUCAAUCACUUUAAAUCUGGCCCCACCCCACCCCCUUCCUCUCUCCCAAGCUGGCUAACAAUUCCAUCUCAGUCAACCGCACCCCUGGGAAAACCUCACCCCUCCUGGAGGCUCAUAUGGGAGUCUGCUAGAUGGGAGGGGCAAGGCUGGGUGCCUUACCCUGGGGGUUCCCGUGGUCAGUGUUCUCCCGCCAAAUGUGCCUCCACCCUCAGGCUCUGAUCCUGCUGGGGGACUGUGACCUUCCAGUCCCGCAAGGUGGGGGGUCAGGGACCUGAAAACUGCUUUAUCUUCCUGGCAGGAGGCUCCUCCGUGGCUGGGCUGGACACAUAGGAGACCACUGGCUCAGAGCUGUGGCCCCGGCUUGCACUUAAUCAUACUAAUCACUUGCUAAUGAGUGGUUAUGCUUCCUGACCUUGAGUAAAUCACUUCACCUCUCUGUG
Sorex araneus (European shrew) is the source of this 4282-nucleotide messenger RNA. RefSeq names its product epsin 3 (gene EPN3). Gene Ontology annotation, molecular function: clathrin binding; phospholipid binding. Gene Ontology annotation, biological process: endocytosis. The transcript has 10 exons. Gene Ontology annotation, cellular component: plasma membrane; endosome; clathrin vesicle coat. The record is from RefSeq and is a predicted model, not a curated record. Bases 644 to 2590 code for a protein of 648 amino acids. Lineage: Eukaryota; Metazoa; Chordata; Mammalia; Eulipotyphla; Soricidae.